AAAAAGGUCACUUCAACACGUGGUUGGAUAUAACGCGAAACCAUACCGGGAAGCCCUAAAAAUGCCCUCUAAACGAAAGUAACUCUCACAACCGGUAAAUAGCCUGUGGGAAAUUCAUAUUCAUUUCACUAUCAGUAGCCCAUUUCUGCUUCACUAUAUAAGCGGUGUCUGAUUACAAACAGAUCAUACCAACCAUUCGACAUGUUGCGUCUACUGAUCUUCAUUUUAAGCCUCAUAAACAGAGCUUUUUCAGAUAUUGUAGCACAAGGAGACACAGCUGUUGAGUUCGGUCAAGAUGCUUCUUUCUCUUGUGCGCUGUCAGAUGCGUCUGGUGUCAAACAAGUCACCUGGCAGCGGGUGCGUGACACGGAACCGGUACAAACUCUGGCUACAUACAGCGACCUCUUCAAGGUUCACAUGGAUGAUCAGUAUGUCGGAAAAGUCAAUUUCACAGCAUCGUCAGUUGAUUCAACGUCCAUUGAGAUCAAAAACACGACAUUUGAAGACGAGGCUUGCUACAUUUGUUCCUUCAAAGUGUAUCCACUCCAACCUAAACGACAAACCUUGUGCCUCACUGUUAAAGGUAUAUCAGAAAUAACAGCAUCAGUGAAUCCUGCACCUAGUUCUGAUCCAGAUGUUGUAGUCUCAUGUUCAGCCACUGGUAAACCGGCUCCAACUAUCCUCUGGAAAUCUGCAGAGAAAGAGUUGAACAACUUUAGGUCAAGUAAUUUCACAACUCUCAACAAAGACAGUUCAACCACCAUUACGAGCAACCUCACGCUUCCACUGUCACAGUUUCAUGGGAAGUAUGUGGAAUGUGUGGCUCAGAGUGACGGCAUAGAGAAGAGCGUCCAAAUCUUUGUGCCUGAUGAAGAUAAUAAAGUGAACAACGGUCCAAGAAGUUACAUUGUUACAAUUUCAGUCCUCAUUAUCAUGACUGUUGUGGGUCUUGUCAUUAUUGCCAUCUGUCUUCACACCAGACUAAAGAGAACUAUUAUUGGUAUAAAAUCUACUUCUGAGGAACCCCUUAAUGCCCCAAACGAGGAAUGUUAACUUUGCUGCUA
Molecule: messenger RNA, 1064 nt
Organism: Sinocyclocheilus grahami
Lineage: Eukaryota; Metazoa; Chordata; Actinopteri; Cypriniformes; Cyprinidae
Product: OX-2 membrane glycoprotein-like
Exons: 5
Coding region: 202-1053 (283 amino acids)
Biological process (GO): heterotypic cell-cell adhesion; negative regulation of neuroinflammatory response
Cellular component (GO): axon; cell surface; neuronal cell body
Molecular function (GO): cell-cell adhesion mediator activity
Source: RefSeq, a predicted model, not a curated record